AUGGCGUCCGACGAGUACUACCAGCUAUGCCUACCCAUCCUUGAAGACGACACGAUCGACGAUGACGAGAAGACCGAACGUUUGGAGGAAUUGCUGAGCAAGGAAACCGGCCUGCGAGGCGCUCCUCUGGAGAAUACCAUACUAUCAGUCCUAUGGCGGCGACGAAAUGGGGGAGAAGCAACUGAUCAGCCACUCCGGCACACCGUCAUCCGCAAGGCCUCGCCGGCGCCAUGGCAGAUGAACCGUGCUCCGACUCCAGUCGGCUCUCCUCCGCCAGCAGCAUCCAGUCCGGCUCCCAGCCACGGCUUCAUGCAAAGUCGACCCAGCUUUUCCCGGCAGAAGUCAGCCAUCUCUUCACCGUUUCACUCUCCGAAGCCUUCUCCACGACUUGCCCUUGCCCAUCCGAUUCCUCACAGCCCAAGCCUGAAUGCGUACGAGUUCUCCGAUGCAAGUCCAGCGCCCGAUAUCUACGGAGACUACGGCAGCGAGAAUGUCGACUGGCUGCUACAAGAUGAGACGGCGAGCAAUGCUUCAUCCACUGCUCUCAGUGCUGUCGCAGCCGAGUGGAUGCCGCAUCCCGACAUGAGCCCAUACGAUAUACUCAGAUCAGUCCUCGGAGACAAGAAAACGGAUGACGAGAUCGAAGCUGCGCUGAAUGAGAAUUCAUUCGAUCUGGGAGCAACAAUCGCAGCGCUGCUGGGCACAGAAGAAGCACAAGUCACUGCUAUUCCGCAAAAUGUCAUGGUGGGGAAGAACAUGGUCAUGCCGCAAAGGCCGGUCACGCCCAACACGUCUAAGAGCCCUAUUGUCUGCAAAUACUGGCUCGCCUCCGGGUCGUGUCUGAGAGCAGACUGCAGGUUUGCCCACGACACAAGCGGAUACCUUUGCAAAUACUUCAUGCAGGGCCAGUGUUUAGCAGGAGACGCUUGUCAAUUCUCGCAUGAUCCUUCGCUGCUCAUCAAUCAGCUGUCGCUAUCGAGUUCGCCUGCGCCGCAACAGUUUCAGCCCGCGGAUUUCGAUCAGUCCUUCCCUUCCCUUGCCGUAACGCCGCCGCGUUCUUCGCUAUCGCCGGCCGCAAAUGGAUUCGUGCCCGCAUCACAGCGGAGUCGUGGCGGAGGCUAUUUGUCGACAUCUCGACCUCAAUCCAGACCGAGCUCACGACAUCAGAACAGGCCCGAGACGCCAUCGACGCUAUCGAUGGACGAUGACUCUUUUCCGACAUUAGGUUCGGCCAGGCGCACAACGAAACAUCACGGCACGCGAUCUCGACAUGGCGCUGCGGAGAAAGAGCCGUCGUCGCUCGCAGAUGUCGUGAGAAUGUCUCCUUCUCCAACGCCACCGACUCAGCCGAAGAAGAUGGAGAUUGCAGGCGCACGAAAGAUUCGAACCUAUGGCGGCAACGACAGCGUGGCAGCUCGCCGCAUUCCGGAGCCACAACACAUCCCCUGGCUCGAGACGGGCGCCAAAGCAAAUGCGCAGUAUCUGAAAUAUCGUGCUGAAGCCAUCAAGCAUGGCAGUGUGCGGAAUAAGUUUCUCCAAAGUGCUGCUCAAGCAUGGAACCGCAACGAUGCCCGGGCUGCCAAAGCGCUCUCCCUGCGCGCACUCUACGAGGAGCGGAACAAGCACUUACAGAACGGCGGCUUGAACGAUGAAGAGCUAUAUGUUGAUCUACAUGGCCUUCAUCCAGAAGAAGCAGUUUCGUACCUUGAUGCGAUUCUGCAACAACACGCCAACUCGUCACGGAAAGUCAUAUACGCUAUCACCGGGACAGGCCAUCACAGCAAGAAUGGCAAAGACAAGGUCGGCAAGGGCGUACGCGGGUGGCUAAACGAGGGCGGCUGGAGCUUCCGCGAGUUCAGUGUGCCUGGCGAGAGAGGCGGGUAUGUUGGCGGCGUGCUGGGUAUCGAUGUAAGCAGCGGUGCACUACGCGCUGGCCGAGAAGACGAGGAGAAGGAGGCGUUGGGUGGAGAUAUCAUCAUCGGCGAUGGCAAAGUCAGGGUCUUGAAGAGAGAAGAGGUGGGCUUGAGCUGA
Molecule: messenger RNA, 2031 nt
Organism: Cyphellophora attinorum
Lineage: Eukaryota; Fungi; Ascomycota; Eurotiomycetes; Chaetothyriales; Cyphellophoraceae
Exons: 4
Coding region: 1-2031 (676 amino acids)
Biological process (GO): negative regulation of DNA-templated transcription
Cellular component (GO): nucleus
Molecular function (GO): metal ion binding; RNA binding
Source: RefSeq, a predicted model, not a curated record